AUUGUAGAGGAUAAUCUGGUGAAUAGUAAAGUGCUCAAGAGGCAGCUCACCAAUCUGGGCUGCGUUGUGCAUGUUGCGAAUCAUGGUGGAGAGGCUCUUGAUAUCCUCCGGAAGUCUACUUAUUGGAACCAUGACGCAGACGCCAAACACUCCACUCCUGAAGCAGAAAGGAUUGGACUGAGUGUCGUUCUCAUGGACCAGGAGAUGCCUAUCAUGGACGGCCUGACUUGUACGAAAAAAAUUCGAGAGCUCGAACGAGAAGGCAAAAUCCUUCGCCACGUGCCAGUCAUUGCAGUGACGGCCAAUGCUCGAAAUGAACAGAUCGAGACGGCAAUGAGUGCCGGCAUGGACGAUGUCAUGCCAAAGCCGUUCCGUAUUCCAGAGCUGAUUCCGAAGAUUGAAGAGCUCAUGGCGAAAUACCCGGAGGACUGA
Messenger RNA from Aureobasidium pullulans EXF-150, 432 nucleotides. RefSeq names its product CheY-like protein. Lineage: Eukaryota; Fungi; Ascomycota; Dothideomycetes; Dothideales; Saccotheciaceae. Gene Ontology annotation, biological process: phosphorelay signal transduction system. The transcript is spliced from 2 exons. The annotation marks the transcript as partial. The record is from RefSeq and is a predicted model, not a curated record.